Molecule: messenger RNA, 2617 nt
Organism: Electrophorus electricus (electric eel)
Lineage: Eukaryota; Metazoa; Chordata; Actinopteri; Gymnotiformes; Gymnotidae
Gene: hpcal1
Product: hippocalcin-like 1
Molecular function (GO): calcium ion binding
Source: RefSeq, a predicted model, not a curated record
GGUAUCAGAUCUCCUGGUAGCCUAAAUGAUGAUGUUUCAAGCAUUUGUUUGAGAAAUGAUGGAGUCGACUUUCUCAUCUGAAGAAUUAAAGAUACAGAUGUUCUGUCAGAUCAUCUUUUUGAAUAUCGUGCGAUAAGAUACGUAGAUUAAUGGAUACUUUUGCAAACAUCCCACUUUAAAAGUCGUGUAGUGUUUAAACUACUACUUUUUUCCAUUAGCGCAACUGCUGAAGGUUUAGCGAGGACACUCCCAUUUAACGUAACCAAACGGACCAAUCCUUUUGGGUCAAACAACCGGGGUCCUUUGCUUCUUAACACUUCUUCACGGGCCAGAAAGAGAACCCAGGUGAUCCAGAAGAGAGAUUCUAGAACAGUCUGCAGGAGGGUUACAACAUGGGUAAACAGAACAGCAAACUGCGCCCUGAGGUUCUGAAUGACCUGCGGGAAAACACAGAAUUCACAGACCAUGAGCUACAGGAAUGGUACCGGGGCUUCCUCAAAGAUUGCCCUACUGGCCACUUAACUGUUGAUGAGUUCAAGAAAAUCUAUGCCAACUUCUUUCCAUAUGGUGACGCUUCCAAGUUUGCAGAGCAUGUUUUUCGCACGUUUGACACCAAUGGCGAUACCACCAUCGACUUUCGAGAGUUCAUUAUUGCACUGAGCGUGACAUCCCGUGGGGGCCUGGAGCAGAAGCUUCGCUGGGCCUUCAGCAUGUAUGACCUGGAUGGGAAUGGAUACAUCAGCCGAGCAGAGAUGUUGGAGAUAGUACAGGCAAUUUACAAAAUGGUAUCAUCAGUGAUGAAGAUGCCAGAGGAUGAGUCAACACCAGAGAAACGCACCGAUAAGAUCUUCAGACAAAUGGACACCGACAAUGAUGGGAGACUUUCCCUGGAGGAGUUCAUUAAAGGUGCCAAAAGCGACCCGUCUAUCGUCAGACUACUGCAGUCUGACCAGAGCACCUCACGCCAGUUCUGAAAGCAGCCAAGUGGCAGCACUUGGAUGUCACACUACACACCCACACAAUCGAAGACUUGGAAACCUUAUGAUACUUACAAAUCAUAGGCUACAUUUAAGUAACAGAUCAAUUUGGACCACUGUAGAUCUGAGUAAUAGAUGCACACAAUAACAAUACUGAUCAGCAUCAUGCAAGUCAUCUUGAACUCACAUCUGUUGCUCUCAUCUUGUUUCAUUCCAUAGUCUGAGCCUCCCCAUAAGAUGGGAGAGGGCUAUAGCCCUGUAUCUUGGUCUGACCCCUUGACUUUCAAAAUAGUAAAUAACAUUAGAGAAUAUCAAGUUUUGUGGUUAUAUUAGCAAGCUCAGUUUAUAAAGCCUACAUGCUGUAAAUGGUACAUUUUUAGAUCAGAGAACACUGCCGUAAAAAUGCCUUACGGGCAUUACUUAAAGUAAAGGCAUAUCACCAAAAGACAGCUUUUCUGUCAUUAGGCUUAAAUUUAAACUCAAUACAAGGACACAAGAAUAAGACACACUAAGUACGAGUUGCAUGACAGACUAGCUGAAUACAAAAGUUCCAAUGACGUACAGGUGUGCAAGUACAACUGAUGGGCUUCAGGAAUUUAAACUGCAUACAUUUAAGUAGCGAGGUAAAUAUUUCAGUGUUUGGUCUUGUAACGGACUUGUUUAGAACUUACAUUUCUGUCUUUGGAGAAAUUAUGAUCUUUGCCAGCUUAUGUAUAUUCAUAGCUUAAGAUAUUUGCAAAUACAUUAAUGCUUCAUCAAAUGGUGAAUUGCCAAAACUAGCAUUUGUAUUGAAUUCAUCAGAUUCAUGGGUAACUUUCAGUGGUUAUAUAACAUGACAGGUAUUUAAAGUGUAGAAGUGCAGUAAAUGGGGGGGGGAAAAAAGAAAACAAACAAAUUGCUCUCUGUGUGAUUAACAAUGGACUAUCCAGCCAUACUGUGAGGUACAUACAUCACCUUAUACAGGACAGCAGCUUUCAGUUGAAAUGUUGCAUUUGUGUGUAUGGCAUAAUAGUAAUUCAUUCAUGCACUAUUAGUUAACAGCAUAACAUGCAACCUGAAGCAGUGAGAUGCAGCUGCAAAAUAAACUUGUUCUAGUACAGUACUGGUUUUUAAUGUUCAUAAUAAAUCCCAGUCGGUUAAUUGGCGUUUUUUUUAUUUUCAUAACAAAAUCCAUGUCAAAACAAAGUUGUGUAAGAAAAAUCUACACAGUUCCCACAUGACUUUCUGUCCAACACAAACACAUUGUAAAGCUGGGAUACUGACUCAUUAACUUCCUUCUGAAAAAGUUUUAAAAACAAAGUCACAUUAAAGGGGAGGUGAAAUCAACAGGGCAAAAUUCAUCUUAAGAGAAAAUCCUCAUACAAGGAAGAAAAUGUUUUAAAGUUAAGGACAAAACCAUUAAAUGGUAAUAUCCAGUAACAUAGCUUUCUCUCCUUGGCAAACUCUUUAGAAAGACAAGCAAAUCCCAUAUGUCAUAUAAUAGAUCUCCUCUGGUCUAUUCUGUUUCAGUCAGUGAGGAAUGGAUGCUCCUAAAAGACAUGGGGCUGGGGGAAAAUAUUCUGGGUGUCAUUUAACUGGAACUGAGAAACAUGUAUCUGAAUUUCCAGCAGUGUAUUGUGUGUGUGUGUUUGGGGGGGGGG